GUGUCAUUAGCUCAUACAACGAUCGACCGACGUUAGCCACUGGCAACGACAAUGAAAACGACAACCAGAACCACAUUCACAGUGCGUAGAACGAUGACCGGAAAAUUCUCGAUGGCCACCUCCAUUCUGCUGCUGUGCGCCGCCCUGCUUCUGACAAAGUCCUGCGGCAUCCUGGCACUCAGCGGCGAUGGCAACAAUCAGCUGGUCCAGGCCGAGCCCUGGAACGAAGCCUUGACCACGACCACAACCGAGGGCAGCGGCUGGGAGACAACCACCCCCCUCCCGACGGAGGAGACCACACAGGCACCCAUCGAGGUGGAAUCCACAACACCUGAACAGGAGGGAACCACGCCAGAGGCGGAGACAACCACCGGAGCUGAGCAGGAGACAUCCGCACCAGCUGAAGAAACCACCACAGGAGCACCCCUACAACCAGAGAGCACCACAGGAGCUUCUCUAGAGCCAGAGACCACCACAGGAGCUCCUCUAGUGCCAGAGAGCACCACCGGAGCACCCCUUCAGCCAGAGAGCACCACCGGAGCACCCCUUCAGCCAGAGAGCACCACCGGAGCACCCCUUCAGCCAGAGAGCACCACCGGAGCACCCCUUCAGCCGGAGAGCACCACCGGAGCUCCCCUUCAGCCGGAGAGCACCACCUCGCAGGCUUCCAACCAGCCCGAAAGCACCACCUCGCAGGCUGGUGCCGGCGGAGAGCCAACGGCAACCACCACUUUGACUCCUGCGCCCACGCCGCCCGUCUUCGAGUGCCAGUCGGCAGGACUCUUUCCGCAUAUCGGCGGCGACUGCAGGCGUUACCACAACUGCCUAUGGAACCCGUUGCUACGCCUGCUGCAAGAGCAGGAGAGGGUGUGCCCCCCGCUGACGGCCUUCUCGCCCCAGCUGGGCCGCUGUGUGCGCGAUGUGUCCGUGUGCAAGGACGACGAGUUUGAGUGUCUGGCUGUGGGACGCUACGCUGGUCACGACGACACCUACUACUACAGCUGCAUGGCCAGCCUGCAGGGCGGACUCCACAAGUUCAUUGUGCGCUGCUCCAGUGGCCAGAGAUUCGAGCCAUUGAUUAGGGGCUGCUGGCGGUACGACUGGACCCAGAUUGUGCCCGGACAGGAAUCGCUGGAGUUGAGCGAUUUGGCGGCCAUCAAGCGGGAGCUGAAGCUGUACAAGGCGGAGGAAAAGCUGCGUCUGAAGGCCCUCAAGGAGCAGGAGAAGCAGGCCCGCAAACAGCAGAAGCUCGAGGAGCAGGCGGCCAAGAAGGCAGCCAAGGAGCUGGCCAAGCAGCAGGCCAAGGCCGAAAAGGAGGCGGCCAAGGCAGCCAAGGAGCAGGCCAAGGCCGAUAAGGAGGCCAGCAAGGGUCAGUCCAACGAGAGCAACGAAUCCGACGAGUAGCCCCAACGCCUUUGCCGAUUGAGAGUUGAGCCUCCCUCCUCCCGAGAGCGAGAGCUCCUCUAGCACUUCCUUGGUCCAUUGCCCUCGUCUAUAAGAUCUUCUCCUAAUUAUUGAUUUUUUUUUUUUGUUUUGUAAUGUAUGGUAUUAAUAAAGAUCUGGAAACUAG
This is a messenger RNA of Drosophila subobscura, 1570 nucleotides long. RefSeq names its product mucin-5AC (gene Mur18B). The transcript is spliced from 2 exons. Lineage: Eukaryota; Metazoa; Arthropoda; Insecta; Diptera; Drosophilidae. The coding region runs from base 52 to 1404 and encodes 450 amino acids. Gene Ontology annotation, molecular function: chitin binding. Gene Ontology annotation, cellular component: extracellular region. The record is from RefSeq and is a predicted model, not a curated record.